ACUCAGCAGCAAUAAAAAGUCUCUCCCCUCUCUCUCUCUCUCUCUCUCUAUCUAAUGGAGACGACUCCGGUCUGCUACUCGGGUCACCGCUCAAUCAACCUCCAUCAGUUUUAGCAGAAGCUGUCGAACUCAACCUAAAUUAGCAAAAUCUCCGUAUUAAUUUAUCACAGAUUUUUGAGUCAGAUCUCUAAGCUCGAGCCAUGGAAGACGAGAAAGGAGUUGUGAUACAGAAGCUAAUUGAUAUCGUAAACGAAAUAUCGGCAAUUUCAGACUAUAGGUGUACGGUCAAGAAGCAAUACUGUAAUCUAGCUAGAAGGUUGAAGCUGUUGACUCCAAUGUUUGAGGAGAUUCGAGAGAGCAAAGAGCCGCUCUCUGUACAGUCCUUAAAAGCCCUAAAUUCGUUGAAGGAAGCUUUGGAAUCGGCUAGAGAGUUGCUCAGAUUGGGAAGCGAAGGAAGCAAGAUUUACCUGGUUCUAGAGGGGGAUCAAAUUUUGCAUAGGUUCCAAGAAGUGACAGCUCAUUUGGAACAAGCUCUGGGUGAUAUUUCAUAUGAAGAAAUUGACAUAACAGACGAAGUUAAGGAACAGGUUGAGCUUGUUCUUGCUCAGUUCAGAAGAGCCAAAGGAAGGGUUGAUGCACCUGACGUUGAGCUGUAUGAGAACCUGUUAUCCCUUUACAACAAGAGCAGCGUCACAGCUGCAGAUCCAGCUGUCUUAAGGAGAUUGGCUGAAAAGUUGCAACUACUGGGAAUAGCUGACCUCACUCAAGAAUCACUAGCUUUGCAUGAGAUGGUUUUUGCUAGUGGUGGAGAUCCAGGGGAGAGAAUAGAGAAGAUGUCAAUGCUAUUGAAGAAAAUAAAGGAUUUUGUGCAAACAGAAAAUCCCAAUAUGGAGCCUCCUGCAAGGGAUAAGUCUAUUCCUUCAAGUUGCCCUGGGCAAGGAUUCAUGGAAGGAAAACAGAAUUCCCCACUUAUACCAGAUGAUUUCCGCUGUCCAGUAUCCCUUGAAUUGAUGAAGGAUCCUGUCAUUGUCUCAACAGGGCAGACAUAUGAGCGGUCCUGUAUUGAGAAAUGGCUAGAAGCAGGGCAUGGCACUUGUCCGAAGACACAACAACCACUCACUAACACCGUCCUCACACCCAACUAUGUUUUGCGUAGCCUCAUAGCCCAGUGGUGUGAGGCUAACGGGAUUGAACCACCUAAACGGAGCUCUCAACCCAGUAAGACAACAUCUGCAAAUUCACCUGCAGAACGUUACAAGAUAGAAACUGUUCUCCGUAAGCUUAAAUCGGGCAAUCCUGAAGAUCAGCGAUCUGCUGCUGGUGAAAUACGCCUUCUUGCCAAGCGCAAUGCUGAUAAUCGUUUGGCCAUUGCUGAAGCUGGUGCCAUUCCUCUUCUUGUGGGCCUCCUUUCAACACCUGAUUCCCGUGUCCAAGAGCAUGCUGUUACGGCACUUCUUAACCUUUCCAUAUGUGAAAAUAACAAAGGAAGCAUCAUAUCCUCUAGGGCAGUGCCUGGUAUAGUCCAAGUGCUCAAGAAAGGGAGCAUGGAAGCGCGGGAAAAUGCAGCAGCCACCCUAUUUAGCCUCUCAGUUGUGGAUGAAAAUAAGGUGAUGAUUGGUGCUUGUGGGGCAAUACCACCACUUGUGGCACUGCUUAAUGAAGGCACCCAAAGGGGUAAGAAGGAUGCCGCAACAGCACUCUUCAACCUUUGCAUAUAUCAAGGGAACAAGGGAAAGGCAGUGAGGGCUGGAGUUGUGCCCACACUGAUGCAACUGCUCACAGAACCUCAAGGUGGGAUGGUUGACGAGACGCUAGCCAUUCUAGCAAUACUGGCUAGCCAUCAUGAAGGGAAGACUGCCAUUGGAGUUGCAGAAGCAGUGCCAGUUUUAGUAGAAUUUAUCGGGAAUGGUUCUCCAAGGAACAAAGAGAAUGCUGCUGCAGUUUUGGUGCAGCUUUGUGCUGGAGAUCAGCACCAUCUGGUAGAGGCUCAGGAACUUGGAGUGAUGGAUCCUCUGGUGGAUUUAGCACAAAAUGGCACGGACAGGGGAAAGCGAAAGGCUGCCCAGUUGCUUGAGCGGAUGAACAGAUUAAUUGAGCUGCAGAAGCAGGCCCAAGCAGAGGCAGAGGCAGAGGCAGUGGCUGAGGCUGAUGCUGAGUCUGAGGCUCAGAACCAGCCGUCACCAUCACCACCCUGUUUGGCAAAUGCUGUUGAUAGUUGAGAACUUUUAUUCUCUUUUUUUUAUUUCUAUAUAUUUUUUGGCUUUGUUACUCUGUUUCUUUUUACUGUUGUGGUUGGUCUGCUUGAAUAGAAGGGGGAGGUGGAAGAUCACUAGCCCCAUCUCUUAAGUUAUUCAAAUUUCUAUUUUUACUUGUUGGAGGACCUAAACUUCCAAGAGAUUGUUGAAAGAGCCAUCAAUGGGGCAAAGAGAAAAGGGCCAUCUAUAUUGAGUGUCAGAGCUGACGCGAUGAUCAAGUGCUCAUCCGUCUUCCGAAGUGGCGGCGGGUUCAAGUCCUGGAAUCAACCUACCAUCUACCUCUCCCAAACCCUGCUUAAUGUGGGAGCUUGGUGCUACUGGUACGACCUUUUUACAUGUUUGUUUAUUACUGUAAGAUGUAAAAACUGUAAUUAUACAGAGGUUUUUUUUUCAAUUGAACGAGUUUGUUUUCUGUAUC
Molecule: messenger RNA, 2673 nt
Organism: Cornus florida
Lineage: Eukaryota; Viridiplantae; Streptophyta; Magnoliopsida; Cornales; Cornaceae
Product: U-box domain-containing protein 13-like
Exons: 4
Coding region: 201-2219 (672 amino acids)
Biological process (GO): protein ubiquitination; cell surface receptor signaling pathway
Cellular component (GO): cytoplasm; nucleus
Molecular function (GO): ubiquitin-protein transferase activity; protein binding
Source: RefSeq, a predicted model, not a curated record